AUGGAUAUUCGUCAAAAUCCGGCAAUUCAUGUUGGUGCAAGUGCACGUCGGCUAACAGCCCAAGAUAUGCUAUUAAGCAGCUUCUCCUGGCUGGAUGAGUUUCAGAAGGCUCGAGGAGGUGUGAAAAAACCUCAGGUGCUUUUACGUCCUAAGUGGAAACCUGAUGAGCAUGGUGCUCUUAAAUUGAACGUGGAUGCUGCGUUCUUAUCAUCAACAACUAAGGGAGGUGUUGGAGGAGUCUUACGGGAUGCCUCAGGAAGAUUUGUCGCAGCCUUUGCUAGUCCAGUUGGACAUGCUGCGUCUCCGAAGCAAUGUGAGCUCAUGGCCAUUCGGGCUGGUCUUGAUUUACUGGUCUCCCUCCAAGUGCAACAGGUGGUGGUGGAAAGUGAUAGCACAAUGGCCAUUGCCGAGGCUCUAUGUUCUGAUUACACACUAUUAGCUAAUGGAGGAUUAAUUGAUGACAUACGAUGUUCCAUGCAGAAAAUCCCAAGCAUCUGUCUUGAGUAUCAGCCACGAUCCUCCAAUAUGGUGGCACAUAGGCUUGCUGGCAUUGGGUUUGAAACUGGUAACAGUUGUGUAUGGCUAGGUCUAGCACUUGCUUGUAUUCGUGAUGUUCUCAAUCACGAUUAUCAGUACCUCUAUUGA
Molecule: messenger RNA, 645 nt
Organism: Rosa rugosa (rugosa rose)
Lineage: Eukaryota; Viridiplantae; Streptophyta; Magnoliopsida; Rosales; Rosaceae
Exons: 2
Coding region: 1-645 (214 amino acids)
Molecular function (GO): RNA-DNA hybrid ribonuclease activity; nucleic acid binding
Source: RefSeq, a predicted model, not a curated record